Messenger RNA from Racocetra persica, 750 nucleotides. The record is from the annotation of a GenBank genome assembly. Lineage: Eukaryota; Fungi; Glomeromycota; Glomeromycetes; Diversisporales; Gigasporaceae.
GAAGAUACGAAGAAUCUUUCGAAAAAUUAAAAGACAUUCAAAAAUUUGAUAAAGGUGGAUUCGGGGAAAUUUAUUCAGCAAUUUGGAUCGAUGGCAAGCGAAAAUAUACAACUGAAAACAGAGAGAUAAGGUUAUCACGAGAGCAGAACUGCAAAGUUGCACUCAAAAGCUUAAAUGAUUCAUCAAACUUUUUGAAAGAGGUUAAGGCUUAUUAUGAAUGUCAGAUUGAGGUACCGGAUGAAGCAUCGGAUGAGGUACCAAAUAAUGCACCAGAUGAGGAAAAUUGCAGCAAACAGGGUAAAAAGAAAUAUGUUCCGGAUAAAAACAAAUAUGUUAUGGUUCUUGAAUAUGCAGAUCAAGGCAAUCUUCGAACAUAUCUAUCAAAAAAAGAAAAUUUUACCAACCUUUCUUGGAAACAAAAAAUAGAAAUUCUUUACUCUAUAUCAAAUAAUUUAAAUCACAUUCAUAACAUAUCUCAUCUUUGCCAUAGAGAUUUACAUAGUGGUAAUAUACUUAUGACUAGCGCUGCAGAUCUUAAAGGUCUCAAGUUUAAUAUCUUUACUGUUGGUAGCAAAAUAAUAUUAGUUUCACGAAAUAAUACCGGAGAAAAGCCAAGAAUAGAACCAAAAAUUACUGGUUUUGGUCAGUCUACGGAUAAGAUUAGUUCUACGUUCAAAAUAAGUAAAAGUAAUUCUACAUCAUUGGCUUCUUCGCAGAAAUAUCAACGUAUUGACACCUCUAUCAUUGCAG